Molecule: messenger RNA, 1794 nt
Organism: Zalophus californianus (California sea lion)
Lineage: Eukaryota; Metazoa; Chordata; Mammalia; Carnivora; Otariidae
Gene: EDEM2
Product: ER degradation enhancing alpha-mannosidase like protein 2
Biological process (GO): endoplasmic reticulum mannose trimming; carbohydrate metabolic process; mannose trimming involved in glycoprotein ERAD pathway
Cellular component (GO): endoplasmic reticulum; membrane
Molecular function (GO): calcium ion binding; mannosyl-oligosaccharide 1,2-alpha-mannosidase activity
Source: RefSeq, a predicted model, not a curated record
AUGCCUUUCCGGCGGCUGUGCCCGCUCGGCCUCCUGUGCGCGCUGCUGCCCCUGCACCAUGGUGCGCCAGGCCCGGAUGGCACCGCGCCCGACCCCGCUCACUACAGGUGAAGGGUCAAGGCCAUGUUCUACCACGCUUACGACAGCUACCUGGAGAAUGCCUUUCCCUACGACGAGCUGCGACCUCUCACCUGUGACGGGCACGACUGGGGCAGUUUUUCUCUGACGCUAAUUGAUGCCCUGGACACUUUGCUGAUUUUGGGGAAUGUCUCGGAAUUCCAAAGAGUGGUUGAAGUGCUCCAGGACAACGUAGAUUUUGAUAUUGAUGUGAAUGCCUCCGUCUUUGAAACCAACAUCCGAGUGGUAGGAGGACUUCUGUCUGCUCACUUGCUGUCAAAGAAGGCUGGAGUGGAAGUGGAGGCCGGCUGGCCCUGCUCUGGGCCUCUCCUGAGGAUGGCUGAGGAGGCAGCCCGAAAACUCCUCCCAGCAUUUCAGACCCCCACUGGCAUGCCGUAUGGGACAGUGAACCUGCUUCAUGGUGUGAACCCGGGAGAAACCCCUGUCACCUGUACGGCAGGCAUCGGGACCUUCAUUGUGGAAUUUGCCACCCUGAGCAGCCUCACUGGUGACCCCGUGUUUGAAGAUGUGGCCAGAGUGGCCCUCAUGCGCCUCUGGGAGAGCCGGUCAGAUAUUGGGCUGGUUGGCAACCAUAUCGAUGUGCUCACUGGAAAGUGGGUGGCACAGGACUCAGGCAUCGGGGCUGGCGUGGACUCCUACUUUGAAUACCUGGUGAAAGGAGCCAUUUUGCUUCAGGAUAAGAAACUCAUGGCCAUGUUCCUAGAAUAUAACAAAGCCAUUCGGAAUUACACCCGCUUCGAUGACUGGUACCUCUGGGUGCAGAUGUACAAGGGGACUGUGUCCAUGCCAGUCUUCCAGUCCCUAGAGGCCUAUUGGCCUGGUCUUCAGAGCCUCAUUGGGGACAUUGACAAUGCCAUGAGGACCUUCCUCAACUACUAUACUGUAUGGAAGCAGUUUGGGGGGCUCCCAGAAUUCUACAACAUUCCUCAGGGAUACACAGUAGAGAAGCGAGAGGGCUACCCUCUUCGGCCAGAACUCAUUGAGAGUGCAAUGUACCUCUACCGUGCCACGGGGGAUCCCACCCUCUUAGAACUCGGAAGAGAUGCUGUGGAAUCUAUUGAAAAAAUCAGCAAGGUGGAGUGUGGAUUUGCAACAAUCAAAGAUCUGCGAGACCACAAGCUGGACAACCGCAUGGAGUCUUUCUUCCUGGCUGAGACCGUGAAAUACCUCUACCUUCUGUUCGACCCAGCCAACUUCAUCCACAACAAUGGCUCCACCUUCGAUGCGGUGAUAACCCCCUAUGGGGAAUGCAUCCUGGGGGCCGGGGGUUACAUCUUCAACACAGAAGCACACCCCAUCGACCCCGCUGCCCUGCACUGUUGCCGGAGGCUGAAGGAAGAGCAGUGGGAGGUGGAAGACUUGAUGAGGGAAUUCUACUCCCUCAAACGGAACAGGUUGAGAUUUCAGAAAAAAACGAUAAGCUCGGGGCCGUGGCAACCGCCAACAGGGCCAGGUACGUUCUCCUCACCCAAAAACCAAGACCAGGCGAGGGAGAAGAAGCCUGCCAAGCAGAAAAUCCCACUGCUCAGCUGCCCAAGUCAGCCCUUUACUUCCAAGUUGGCAUUACUGGGACAGGUUUUCCUGGACUCCUCAUAACCACUGGAUGAUUUUUUUUUCUUUUGUGUUUGAAUUAUGAUAAUAAACCUGCUUUUGACA